This is a messenger RNA of Closterium sp. Naga37s-1, 2268 nucleotides long. NCBI's taxonomy places the organism in Eukaryota, Viridiplantae, Streptophyta, Zygnematophyceae, Desmidiales, Closteriaceae. The record is from the annotation of a GenBank genome assembly.
AUGGCGAAGAGCAAACCAGCGGAGAAGGAGAAACGACAACGGGAGGUGGCGGCGUUUGUGGCAUACGCCACCUUCUACAAGGCGCUUGUCGGCGUGACAAAGCACACGGACGACACCCUGGAUGACGUCAGAGCAAUGGCAGUCUCAGGCUGGAACAUCCCGAAGGUGCACCAAAUUGUGCACCUGAUUACUGGCAUCCCUAUGCGUGGGUUGACGCACGAGACAUCCACGAACCUAUGGGAGCACACACACAAGGGCACAGUGAAGGUGCCGGUGCGAGGAAGCAACUGGCAGGACAUUCCACGCCGCAUUAUUGAGGAGGAGGUGCAGUGCGAGAUAGCGCGGGAGGUGUCCGCGGACGCAGGCGGCAACAGGCAGUAUGUAACGGCGCUGCGCGAGGGCACGUUUGUGAAGGCAAGCCCAUCAGAGAAGUGGUUUUCAAACGUGGCCGUGCUUAACCCAGACGAGAGAGAGUGGUACGCAAGAUGCCUAUGCAUCUUCAAGGCAAAGGGGGUGGAUGGAGAGAUGGGGAGGCACGUGUACGUGAAGUACUACGAGGAGGAGGGCACGUGCCCGAUGACAACUUGCUUGCAGUUGACACCCGGCCGUGUGAGGACAACGUAUGCUGUGGUGGACGUGGAGUGCAUCCAGAGGGUGGUGCACAUUUGCAUGUCUUAUGUGGACAAGCGUGUCAUGCUUCUCAACAUCCGCGUGUUUCGCCGGCAGACCAGCGACUCGCCGCAGUUCCUGGGGCUCCUCGGGAAGGUGUGGCCGGCAGUGGGCGGGCAGAGCAAGGCGGGCGAGGGCACGGUGGUGGGGAUCGUGGACACGGGUAUCUGGCCCGAACACCCGUCCUUCAGCGAUAAGGGCCUCUCCUCGCAGCUGCCUGCGGGGUGGAAGGGCAAGUGCGAGCAGUCGAGCUCGUUCCGGUGCAACAACAAGGUGAUCGGCGCCAAGGCCUUAUAUGCCGGCUUCCAGCAGAGCAGCGGCAAGCCCGUGCUGAGCAACGAUUGGCUCUCGCCGCGAGAUGCGAACGGCCAUGGCACGUGGUGCGCGGGGGCAGCCGUGGGGAACCCCGUGAAGGUGAAGGGCGGUGGGCAGGUGAGCGGCAUGGUGCCGGCAGCGCGCAUUGCGGCGUACAAGGUCUUCUGGACGGAUGGCAACGGGGACAUGUACGCGACGGAACCAGAUAUCAUCGCAGUCGUCAAUCAGGGCGUGGCGGACGGUGUGGAUGUGCUGUCGCUGUCUCUCGGCGGUGUGAAUCCCAAGGACAACUAUUUCAACGAUCUCGCUUUCAUGCGCGCCAAUGCUGCUGGGGUGAUUGUCGCCUUUGCUGCGGGCAACGCCGGGCCUCCUGGUCGUGGAGGGUUCUACCGCACGCUUGACAACUUUGCGCCCUUCUAUCUCACGGUUGGCACCAGCACCAUUGCCCGAGGCGGCGCCUCCCUCGCCUCCUCAACUGCCGGGGCUCAGUCGCUCGCUCUCGGUGCCACCAUCAGCAGCAACGGCACGGGCAGCGGCACAGGCAGCAACUUCAAUGGCAACAGCAUGGACGGGAGCAGCACCGUUCUGAUCGCCGAUGGCGGAAUCACCUUCACCUCCUCCUCCUCCGCCCCGGUGGUGGCUGAAUUCUCUUCCCGCGGCCCCCUGCUGCAGCCCUCUGCCACGGCCCAGCCCCCCAAGCCAGGCAACGCCAUCCUGAAGCCCGACAUCAUCGGCCCCGGAGUGGACCUCGUAGCCGCUGCUCCCGGCAACAAACCCAGCGAGCCUGGUGCCCUUGCCCGCAUGUCGGCCACUUCCAUGGCCACCCCGCAUUUAGCCGGGCUAGCCGCUUUGAUCAUCCAGAAGCACCCUAACUGGACCCCGGCGCAGGUGUUGUCAGCGCUGAUGACGACGGCGCGGGUGACGGACACGAGCAAGAGCGCCAUCAAGAGUGCGACGGGCAGGGAGGCCACCCCGUGGGAGAUGGGCGCAGGCCACGUGUUCCCCCCGGCCAUGCUCGACCCCGGGCUCACCUACGACGCCCGCGACCGCGACUACCAGAACUUCCUGGCUGGGCAGGACCUCAACCGCGCCAAAAAGGAGUUCCCAGGGGUGGCACUCUCGCCUCUGGCUGUCCGGAACCUCAACCUGCCCACCAUCACUCUGCCUCGCCUGCAGGGCUCCCUGCAGGUCACACGCACCGUCACCAACGUGGGGCAGUCCCGGUCCACAUACAGUGUAUCUGGGAAGCCCCCGCAGAGGGGUGAAGGUGACUGUGGGGCCUAG